AUGAAAGGAGCUCAUUUACUUACUGCUACUCUUGCCAUCUUUGCAUUGGCAACCUGCUUACUCGUGUCUGCCUCCGACCCCAGUCCUCUACAGGACUUCUGCGUAGCGAUCAAUAGCGCACAGUUUCCUCAAUUUCCUGUGUUUGUGAAUGGGAAGUUCUGCAAGGACCCAAAGAUGGCAACAGCAAACGAUUUCUUCUUCGCUGGUCUGCAAAUUCCGAAACCCACAGCGAAUGCGGUUGGUUCAACCGUGACAGCCGCGAACGUGGAGCAAAUCCCCGGACUGAACACACUUGGGAUAUCCCUAGCUCGCAUAGACUAUGCACCAAACGGUGGUCUAAACCCUCCCCACACUCACCCUCGUGCCUCUGAAGUCCUUGUAGUCUUGGAAGGCACUCUCUACGUUGGCUUCGUCACCUCGAAUCCCGAUAACAAGCUGAUCAGCAAGGUCUUGAACAAGGGAGACGUGUUUGUCUUCCCAGUUGGUCUCAUUCACUUCCAGCUGAACAUCGGACCCGUUAAUGCUGUAGCACUUGCUGCUCUUAGCAGCCAGAACCCAGGAGUCAUCACCAUAGCCAAUGCAGUUUUCGGGGCCAAUCCUCCCAUCAAUCCUGAUGUUCUAAGCAAGGCGUUCCAGGUCGAUGAAAAGCUCGUUGAGUAUCUCCAGAAACAGUUCUGGUACAACAACAAUUAAUCAAGAACUUGAUCCAUAGACAUAACGAAAACAUAUACGUAAGCCAAAGAAACCAACCGAUGAUCAAUAUGUAUGUUUUUCAUCAUUGUCCCAAAAGAAAGAAAAAUGUAUGCUUUUCAAUAGUACACUAGAAACUAAAUAAAAGAAGAUGGUAACUUCUUAAACAAUACCUAUUACUUUAUGGAAAUUUCGGUUUACCAUUUGUGUGUGUGUAUUGCAUGUUGUUUGUAUGCUAUCUGAAAACCAAUAUCA
Molecule: messenger RNA, 945 nt
Organism: Fragaria vesca subsp. vesca
Lineage: Eukaryota; Viridiplantae; Streptophyta; Magnoliopsida; Rosales; Rosaceae
Product: germin-like protein subfamily 1 member 11-like
Exons: 2
Coding region: 1-693 (230 amino acids)
Cellular component (GO): cell wall
Molecular function (GO): manganese ion binding
Source: RefSeq, a predicted model, not a curated record